AUCACAUCAUAAACCCUAACUCCAUAACUAAAACAAUUGCUUGCAGCUGCAGAAAUUUCAACGUCGGAGUUUCUGUAGUUGCAGCGAUCAAGCUAACCAAUGGCUCCCUCUCUCUCCACCGCUAAAACUCUAUCUUCUUUAAUCGCUGCUCACUCUUCUGCUAUUGUCAGGCGCGGAUAUGCAUCAGCAUCGCAGGGUGGCGUAUCGGAAGCAGCCGUGAGGGGGAGUGUGGUUACAAUGAUGAAGAAAGGAGGUGAAGACUCGACGAAAUCGACUGCGUGGGUUCCAGAUCCAGUUACUGGUUACUACAAGCCUGAAGGUCAUGGAAACCAGAUUGACGCAGCUGAGCUUCGUGAGUUGCUUUUGAAGCAGAAAACUCGUCGAGACUAAAAACAUACGUUGAUUCAGGUGUCCGAAUGAAUUACGAAGAUCGGUUACCUGUCUUGGAAUUGCACAAGGAGCAUAGCGAACAAUGGAUUCAUGCAGUUUACCAUAGAGGAUCCGAUCAUACUCAGAUGGAUGAGUUGCGGCAUAAUUAUCUAUAUCUGUAUUUCACUAUCGUUGUCAUAAGUCGUAUGUUUCAAAAAAUUAAAGACUUUUACUUGUCAUAUUUCUUGACCUUUAUGCUUAUUUCUCGCAAUAUUUGUUUGGUGAUUUU
Lactuca virosa is the source of this 658-nucleotide messenger RNA. Lineage: Eukaryota; Viridiplantae; Streptophyta; Magnoliopsida; Asterales; Asteraceae. The record is from the annotation of a GenBank genome assembly.